CCGAGAAUUAUCCAAUAUCACCUAAUAAACAAUGGCUAUUAUUGAUAACUCAAGCACAUUAGAUAACAUUAUGUUCAUGCGUUGAAUCAGUAAAUAUAUGAAUUAUUAUCUAGUGCUCAGAAAUAGAAGUUAGUGCCAAUGUAUCAGCGAGUUCUGAAAAUUCCACCCGUCCACCCAGCAGGUUCCACGAGUAUGGGAUCUCCUGGUCUUCAAUGGGUCAACUCCUAUAGAGGCCGACCUAUUCCACCAAAUGCCGUUUGUUGCGGCGUAGACAAAGAUGGCAGUCAAGUUUACGUUGGUCUGGCAAAUUUUGCAGGAGACGAAUUACCUGCAAAGAUAGUUCCUAGAAGGAGUGAAGCUUAUGUGUGUCAUAAUGGUAGAGAAAUACCAAUCACAGAUUAUAAGGUCCUCGUAGAGAAAAAAUUGCAUUGGAUACACAAUGUUGGGGGUCACAUACCACCAGGUGCUGUUCCUGCUGGAAGAACGUUAAGUGGUGAACAACUCUACGUGGGAAGAAAGAAAGUUGCUGGUUCUGCAAUGGCUGUAGGAAAGGUCCAUCCUUCACAUGGCUGCCUUUAUGUCCCAUUCGCUGGCCAAGAGAUGUCAUACAGAGAUUAUGAAAUACUAGUUUACAAGUGACUUUUUCCACAAUUGAAAUAUGUCUUUGGCUGGUGGCCAUUUUACCUUCUUAUAUAUUGUGAAAUUCAAUUUUUUAUUGGAAUAAUUCAAACGAAACAUCAAAGAACAAUAAAAGGCUUGAUUUGUUAA
Coccinella septempunctata (seven-spotted ladybird) is the source of this 768-nucleotide messenger RNA. Its product is annotated as natterin-3-like. NCBI's taxonomy places the organism in Eukaryota, Metazoa, Arthropoda, Insecta, Coleoptera, Coccinellidae. The record is from RefSeq and is a predicted model, not a curated record. Bases 139 to 639 code for a protein of 166 amino acids. The transcript is spliced from 4 exons.